Molecule: messenger RNA, 489 nt
Organism: Orbilia oligospora ATCC 24927
Lineage: Eukaryota; Fungi; Ascomycota; Orbiliomycetes; Orbiliales; Orbiliaceae
Exons: 4
Coding region: 1-489 (162 amino acids)
Source: RefSeq, a predicted model, not a curated record
AUGCCAGCUUGGACCAUAGAAAGCGAGCGCGGACUGCUCCUCACUAUCAUAAAGUUAUUAAACAUCUCACAGCUCCCAAAAUGGGAGGAGGUUGCCAACGAGAUGGCAGCACAAGGUCUACACUUUACACCAGAAGGUUGCAGACAACAUUUCCAGAAGAUUAAAAAGCCAUCCUCUAAAACGCCCUCUACCCCUAGGAAGGGUAAUGGCGGUGUAAAGGGCGCGGGCAUCUCUAAAACCCCGACUUCUUCAAAACGGAAGCUAGCACAAAUGAACCACGAUCAAGAUGAUGAAGAAAUUAUUAUGACCCCUUCCAAGAACUCGAAAACUGGAAAUAGGCCUGCCAGUGAAUCAGCUCAAGAGUCAAAGAAAGUAGUGAAGUUGGAAAUUAAAAAUGAACAAACUGCUCAUAUCUUUAAAGCCGAUAAACCUGACGAAAACGGUGUAAUACAUAUUUCUGACGAUGAGAGCCUUUACAACGGAGAUUAG